Molecule: messenger RNA, 1808 nt
Organism: Pelagomonas calceolata
Lineage: Eukaryota; Pelagophyceae; Pelagomonadales; Pelagomonadaceae
Source: the annotation of a GenBank genome assembly
GGGUGCGAGAAAGUGGCCUUUGCUGAGCCGCUGCCGCACCAAACCUGCCCAGAAGUGGAAUUCGUCGAGCAGUUUACCCGGGCGUACCGCUGCGAUGGCCACUUUGGACGCCUGUGCCUCGUGCGGCCGAAGCGCCGAAGGCCUCAAGAGAUGCAGCCGGUGUCAGCGCGUCGCGUACUGCGACACGAAUUGCCAGGCCGCCCAUUUUCCCGAACACAAGCUGGUGUGCGCGCGGCUGAGAAAAUCCGGGCCGACGGACGUGAACGAGCAAUGUCCCAUUUGCCUGUAUCCCGUCCGCGACGCCGAAGAGUUGCCCUGCUCGCAUCGGCUGUGCCGCGGCUGCCACGGGUACAUGCUGAACGUCCCGGACAGCGCGAACGCGUGUCCGCUCUGCCAGGGGCCCCUGGGUCCCGAAAAAAUCGAGAACAUGAAGAAUUCGUACGUGCUCAUCGCGCGGGCGACGCGGGCGCUGCAGGAGAAGGACAGCGCGCAGGCGCGAAAGCUGAUCGCGAAGGCCACGGCCCAGGCGCGGCGGGCGCUGAAGCGGGCCCCGGCGGACAUCGACGCCCACCAGUUGCUGGACGUGGCCCUCAAGCUGGCCGGCGACUCCAACGGGCGGCUCGAGGCGUUCCAGAAGCUCCUGGACGCCCGGCCGCGCAAGGAGGGCGACGCCCGCGCGGCCACCGUCUGGAACAACUACGGAAACGCGCUGUUUGAGAUUGCCAAGGCCAAAGGCUCCGACAUGGCGGCGUCGGCCCGGGCAGCGGCCGCGUACCGGCGGGCCAUUGAGAUCUUCGAGGAUCUCGGACAACACAGCGCCCACCGCGGCCCGCUCGACGCGGCCAUCGCCGACCGCGCCGGCUACACGUCUCGCGGCUUCGACGCCGCGGGCGCCUACGCUUCUCUCGGGUUCAGCUUACGGCCCGUGGACCGCGACGGCUCGUACCGCGCGCUGACCAAGGCCCUGGAACUCGGCGUCGGCCCGGACCAGCUGGCCGACGUGCACUCUCACCUGGGCAAGCUGUGCUUCGUGAAGCCGAUGGACACGAAGUACCAGGCCUGGCCCGAGCACCUCGAGCUGGCCCCGGGCGACGAGUGCGUCCACCACCUCCGCACGGCCCUCGACUCCGGACUCCCGGACGAUCAUCGCGCGCACACCUUCUAUAUUCUCGGUCUGGCUCUCGCGCAGCGCGGCGAGUUCGCCGACGCGGCGCGAGCGUUCGAGUCGGCGGUCGCCGCGCUGGCCCCGGGAGCCGCCGAUAGGCCGGACCACUGGUGGGCCGAGGCCCUCGCCCGCCUGCUGAGCGGCGACGGCGUCGGCGCCCUCCGCAAGCUGCGCGCGUGCGCGGCGCGGUUCGACUUCCUGAAGGAAUGGGGCCUCCCCGCCCUCGUCGAAGAGGCCAGGGCGCUCAUCCUGCGGAACGGCGCGGCGCCGCCGACCAAGGCGCGCGUGCAGUUCCUGAUCUGCGACGCCGUCGGCCCGCUCGAUAGGAUCCACCUGCCGAUCUUCGAGACCGAGAUGGUCCAGGACUGUCAACUCAACUCGGAGAUCUUCGCGGCGGUUCGCGGGGAGCCGAUGGCGGACUACCUCAGCACGGGCAUGUUCCAGCGGACCAUGGUUAUGGGGAAGCCGGGAGGUUUAUUUGCGUUGAUGGGCGGCCUCGGUCGCCCGCCGCCGAGCUCGUCGACGGGGCCGCUGCCGCCGGGCUGGGUCGAAAGGUCCACCGGCUCGGGAGCCAAGUCACGAGCCUACUACGUCUGCCGCGCGAAGGAGACGGUGACGUGGGUGCGACCGGACUAGGCCGCCC